Molecule: messenger RNA, 1707 nt
Organism: Fusarium fujikuroi IMI 58289
Lineage: Eukaryota; Fungi; Ascomycota; Sordariomycetes; Hypocreales; Nectriaceae
Product: probable phenylacetyl-CoA ligase
Exons: 6
Coding region: 1-1707 (568 amino acids)
Molecular function (GO): CoA-ligase activity
Source: RefSeq, a predicted model, not a curated record
AUGGUCUUCUAUCCACCAUCAUGGGUGCCAGACCUACCUAUUGAUCCUCCAGACUCCGUCAGCGUCGCCGAGUUCAUGAGCUCGGAAGAGUAUGGUCGGUAUCCCAUUGCGACAGCCCGACAUCCAUACACCUGUGGAUUGACUGGAAAAACGCGUACAGUUGAAGAGGUUAUCCUUAGAGAGGAUUUCCUUGCGCGGGGCAUCGGCAAAGCCCUUCAACUGGACUCGCAAGCCGGGUCGGAAUGGGACCGCGUCUGCGUCAUAUUCUCUCUCAACACCAUUGACUACAUCCCCCUCACGCACUCCAUCCAUCGUUUGAAUGGCAUCGCCAGUCUGAGCAGCGCAGCUUUGUCAACAUCGGAGUUGGAGCACCAGCUCCGCGCCUCACGCGCAAAAGCUAUCUUUACUUGUGCGCCCCUUCUGGACACCGCGCUCAGAGCGACAGACGUGGUUGGUAUCUCUCGAAAAAAUGUAUUCCUCCUUCCAGUGCCCAACGCCACGAGCAGGCAUGGUUUCAAGACGAUUGACGACCUGAUCAAAGAGGGAGAGAGAUUGCCUGAGUUGCCUCCGCUACAAUGGAAGAAAGGACAAGGCGCUCGACAAACGGCCUAUCUGCUGUAUUCAAGCGGUACUUCUGGGUUGCCUAAACCCGUCAUGUUAUCACACUAUAACAUCAUAUCAGGCAUCAUACAAACAUGCACAUUCGACUCGGUCUCCCGAAAGACCGAUGGAGUCGAAACGCAAGUGAUGCUCGGAGUGUUGCCAUUCAGUCAUGUUUUCGGGCUGAUGCUCAUCGCUCAUUUAGGUACUUACCGCGGCGACGAGAUCAUCGUUAUGCCUCGCUUUGAGUUCGAGCCCUUCCUGUCGGCGGUCAGUCGCUUUCAGAUACAUCAGCUUCCAAUUGUUCCCCCAAUCGUGAUUCAGAUGCUGGACAGGAGGGAACUCUGUCGCAAGCACGACUUGAGCAGUGUCAGGUUUGUGUAUACCGGCGCUGCACCGCUCGGAAAAGAAACAGUGGAUGAUCUGUUGAGCCUUUAUCCAAAUUGGCGUCUUGGACAAGGCUACGGAAUGACAGAGACGGCGACUGUGUUUAUACAAAGCAGCGAACAUGAUACAGAAGUCGGCACAACUGGAUCAUUACUUCCAGCAGCCAAGGCUAAGAUCGUCGAUCCAGAUGGUAAAGAGAUUACGGAAUACGAAAAGCCAGGGGAGCUACUGAUUCAGAGUCCAACGGUGUCUCUUGGAUACUUCAAUAACCCCAAGGCUACCGCCGAGACUUUCUUUGUGGAAGCUAACGGCCGCUGGAUUCGAACGGGGGAUGAAGUGCUGGUUCGCAUGUCCGAGAGCGGCAAUGAACAUUUCGUUGUUGUUGAUCGAGGCCACCAAGUUGCGCCAGCUGAGCUCGAAUCACAUCUCCUCACCCAUCCCGCCGUGAGCGACUGCGCAGUCAUCCAGAUUCCCGAUGCAAGAGCCGGCGAGGCUCCGAAAGCAUUUGUAGUCAAAGCAAAACAUACAAGUCAGUCUGAGGAGGAACUUGUGAGGGAUAUACAACGAUAUGUUGAGGAGCAUAAAGCUAGAUAUAAGUGGCUGAAGGGUGGAGUGGAGUUCAUUGAAGCGAUACCGAAGAGUCCAACUGGGAAGAUUCUGAGACGCAAGCUGAGGGAUAGGGAGAGGGAAGCUAGAAAGUCUGAAGGAGCAAAGUUGUGA